AUGUCGGUUCUGCUACGAAACUUCAUCUAUGAAUGCCUUUACAGUCCUAAACGUGGUUACUUUAACCCGGUAAAAGAGGCAGAUCUGCCGCUUCGGCGAUCUUCGCGCGGCGGGCAGAACGUAGAGCUCAAGUUCGCGUCUCGCGCCGAGUGGGACGCACACGUUCGCGACCUUUACGCUACUGCACCGCGAACAUGGCUGACACCCUCAGAGCUCUUCUCACCUCACUAUGGGAGAACGAUAGCGCACUUUCUGGCAGUAACGCACGACCACGAUACGAUUGUGGAGGUCGGCGCAGGGAACGGUACCGUCGCGCUUGACGCUCUGAACUAUCUCCGGGACUCGUUUCCCGAAAAGUAUGCCAAGUUGACAUACCACACGGUUGAUAUCUCCGCUCCCUUCGUGAUGCGCCAACACGAGCAACUCUAUGAGCACAUUGAUGCGGGGCGGUGUGUCGUCCAUCACCGAUCAGCGCUGGAGGAGCCGAUCCCGCUGGAGCACCCCGAGGCGGCGGCAGCAGCAGCAGCAGCAGCAGCUAGAGCACACGAGCGAUACGAGUCGGGGCAACCGCCACGGGUUGCAGUUCUAGCGCUAGAAGUUCUGGACAAUUUAGCUCACGAUGCUAUCGUACAAAAUCGACGUACCGGUGAGUGGUAUCAGCUCCUGGUGGACGGCAGAGGCCGCUUCCUGUACGAGCCUUUGCGUGACGAUUUGAUUCUUGAGGCGUGUCGGGUCUGGGGCUUCGGUCCUCAUUUUGAGGCCGAAGAGACUCCAUCGAAGAUGGGCGAUCCGCCGGAACCCUCGAUGUAUGCAGGACGUGGCAGUGGCAUUGUUCGCUCCAUCGAACAAAUCCGCAGCUUGUUUCGGCGGAUGAACGACUGGGUCAUCCCCUCGUCUGUUCGUGCAGGUACAUCUAUGAAUACGAAUGCGGGUCCAGCGGAAGCGUUUGACGCAGAGGAUGUAUCCUGGCCGACGUAUGUACCGACUGACGCUACGCUCUUGCUGCGAAACAUAGCGCGCUCCUUCCCACAAGGUCACAGUUUGCUCAUCGCCGACUUUGCCUGUUUCACUGACAGUUUACCGACCGCUAGUGGUACCACAAUUGCACCCGUUAUUCAGACUUUUGGCCAAGAUCAGACCGUUGACUGGCCAGCAGUAAGGCCUGGUGAGCACGAUAUCAUGUUUUCUGUGUCGUUUCCGCGUCUGUUGCGGGCACACCGUCGAUUAGAACGGCGGAUUGGACUCCAGGAGCUACUCCCGCAACAGGAAUGGUGGCGAAAACAUGCUGCUACCAAUCCAAGCGGCUAUAAUCCUAUUCUCGAGUCGUUUGCCAACAUGUUCAUGUACUUUGGAUCCACGUUCCGGCCUGGUCGCGGUCACCAGUAG
Molecule: messenger RNA, 1386 nt
Organism: Cyanidioschyzon merolae strain 10D
Lineage: Eukaryota; Rhodophyta; Bangiophyceae; Cyanidiales; Cyanidiaceae
Exons: 1
Coding region: 1-1386 (461 amino acids)
Cellular component (GO): mitochondrion
Molecular function (GO): protein-arginine omega-N symmetric methyltransferase activity
Source: RefSeq, a predicted model, not a curated record